AUGUACAAUGACAAUCUCAUCCUUCGCUUGGCAAAAGCAGCUGGGGAAGUCUUGGGCAAGACGCAUGAUGAGUUGAUGUAUGCCUUCGGGGUCUACAUGGUCAAGAGGAUAGGGAAUUAUGGCUAUGAGCGGAUACUGAAGGUGCUUGGCCGGAAUGUGCGAGAUUUCAUCAACGAACUGGACAACCUGCACGAGUACUUCCGCUUCUCCUUCCCCAAGGUGCAGCCGCCCAGCUUCUGUGUGGAGGAGGAGUGCGAGACCAGCCUGACCCUGCACUACCGCAGCACCAGGAAGGGCUUCACCCAGUUUGUGAAAGGGCAACUCUCCCAAGUGGGCCGGCAGUUCUACAACACAGAUAUCGAGGUGGAGAUUCUGUCAAAGGAGGAGACAGAGAAAAUGACAUACGUGGUGUACAAGAUGAACUUUGACAAUGCUGCCUUCAAGCAUCGAAUGCCCCAGCAGAAGACGGCCCCUGGCUACGAGAAACUGCCCAUGAAGAGGGGCAUCUUUUUCGACAUGUUCCCCUUCAGCGUCAUAUUCCGCCGGGACAUGACCAUGUACCGGAUCGGCGACGGCCUCAAGGAAGUCUUCUCCGACCUGCAGGGCAAGAAGGUCGACGAGGAGUUCACCCUGAUUCGGCCGAUGCUUGAGUUCAGCUGGGACAAUAUCUACACCCACCUGAACAAUGUGUUUGAGCUGCUGUCCAAAGCUGUGGUGGAGAGCAAACAGAAGGUGAACAUCCCAAAGCUCAGCAAAGAGGAGCCUGAGGAGAAAGAGGAGGUUGAGAAACCGAAGAAAGAGAAGCGGGACGACAAAGCCAUGGACGACAUGAAGGGGGUGGACCAGGAGUACAGCAGUGCUCUCACGCAGUACAACAGCUCUACCAACUCAGGCGGAGAGGACAUCGAGCUGCUCGCCUUCCAGACGGUGACCGGGAAAUGCAGUGAGACCAUAUUCGAGGACAUGCGGGAGCCACCGAAGAAGCCCCUUCACCUGAAGGGCCAGAUGAAGUAUGUGCCCCAGUGGGACUCCCUCAUCUUCCUGGGGACGCCCAUUAUCGAGACUGUGGAGGACAUGAUUAAAAUGGGGGUUUAUGUAAACGACCUGAACCUACACGACUCCAGCAGAGAACUCAUUCUAGCCGGCACACAGCAGUCGGCUGAGCUUCAGCUGGCGUUGGACCAGGAGCAACAGAAGUAUGCCCAGCUCCAAGAGAUCAUUAAGAAGCUGGACGAGGAGAAGAAGAGAGGCGACUCCCUGCUGUACGCCAUGAUCCCUAAAGCUGUGGCCGACCGGCUCCGCAAAGGCAUCACGGCUCUCGAGACCUGUCAGGUAUUUCCAGAUGUCACCAUCUUGUUCAGCGAUGUGGUCAAGUUCAACGAGAUCUGCAUUCACAUCACACCCAUGCAAGUGGUGGACAUGCUGAAUGAAAUCUACAUCGUCUUCGACACCCUCAGCGAGAAGCACAAUGUCUACAAGGUGGAGACCAUCAGGGAUGCUUACAUGGUGGUCGCGGGCGUUCCCAAUAAAACCACAUUCCAUGCCCACCACAUCUGCGACAUGGCCCUGGACAUGCUGAGCUCUAUUGACCACCUGAAGGACCCCUCCACUGGGGACAACAUUCAGAUCCGAGUUGGCAUCCAUUCUGGCAUGGUGGUGGCAGGCGUGGUGGGACUGAAGAUGCCGCGCUACUGUUUGUUUGGGGACACGGUGAACACAGCCUCCCGGAUGGAGAGUAAUGGAGUGGGCAUGCAAAUCCACAUUAGCCAAACCACAAAGGACCACCUGGAACAUGAGCCAUACAUUAUUGAAGAGAGAGGAAAGAUUUUUGUGAAGGGAAAGGGCUACAUGAAGACAUAUUGGCUGAAGGGGAAGAAGGAUCUCUCCUUCAAGACUCCAGCUGAACUGAGGUACAGCAGCGAGCAGAAAGACUCGGAGGACCGCAGCUCCAACGGCUCCACCUGCACCAACACCAAACGCUCCAGCUCCAACCUGAACAUCCCCAACGAGGAGCAGGCCGAGGCCAAGCCCUCAGAGCAGACAGAUCUGCCGCCCGAAGCCCUCCCCGCGCCGGAGGGCAGCACGGAGGACAACACGGUCGCCGCGGAGCCCCAAGACAAAGAGAAGGUCAAAAAGACUAAGAACAACAAAGGCGGGAAGGUGGAGAACAACUCGGGCACCGCGGCAGAAGGGGCGCCCCCUGCUGGUGGCGAGGAGAACGCGGCUGGCCUGGUGCUCAAUAACAAGAAGCAUAGUUUCAGGCAACAGUAUAGGCGGUUACCAGCUAACCUCCCCAUGCGCAGCACGGCCUGCAGGCUCCUCUAA
Sardina pilchardus (European sardine) is the source of this 2325-nucleotide messenger RNA. Its product is annotated as soluble guanylate cyclase 88E-like. The record is from RefSeq and is a predicted model, not a curated record. Bases 1 to 2325 code for a protein of 774 amino acids. The transcript has 16 exons. Gene Ontology annotation, cellular component: guanylate cyclase complex, soluble. Lineage: Eukaryota; Metazoa; Chordata; Actinopteri; Clupeiformes; Clupeidae. Gene Ontology annotation, molecular function: heme binding; guanylate cyclase activity. Gene Ontology annotation, biological process: cGMP biosynthetic process; nitric oxide-cGMP-mediated signaling; response to oxygen levels.